Peronospora matthiolae is the source of this 237-nucleotide messenger RNA. NCBI's taxonomy places the organism in Eukaryota, Oomycota, Peronosporomycetes, Peronosporales, Peronosporaceae. The record is from the annotation of a GenBank genome assembly.
AUGGAAGCUGAAGCUGCCCUUGAUCGAGCUGCGCGGGCUGAGAGAACAGCGAGGGAGAUUCGACAGUCGAACCGCAAGCUGUUUGAACGGAGUCGGAACCUGGAAAGCCAGGUUAUUGAGCACGCGCAGGCUGGGACGGAGCCGCGUCCGAUGUCGCUGGCGCGUCGAGCAAGGCGUGAGGGAAGGUCGAACGAUGAGCCUUUGACUUCGAGGACGGAGCCAACCCGUAAGACGUAG